This is a messenger RNA of Adelges cooleyi (spruce gall adelgid), 837 nucleotides long. RefSeq lists its product as uncharacterized. The record is from RefSeq and is a predicted model, not a curated record. Lineage: Eukaryota; Metazoa; Arthropoda; Insecta; Hemiptera; Adelgidae. The coding region runs from base 148 to 795 and encodes 215 amino acids. The transcript is spliced from 5 exons.
AAAAGUGCUGCGGUAAUUCAGAAACCAUUUAAAAACUAUAACAGUCGUUAAAUAAAGCAUCAUAGGUACAAAUAUCAAAUAGUUUCAAACUUAAAAUCUAAUAAUUAAAUAUUCUAAAUCCGAGUUUAUCAUCUGAAAAAAAAUAACAUGUAUUUGAAAAACAUUAUACUGUUAUUCUGCGUGUCGUUAUACUUUUUGCAAUGUCAGAGCGAUCAUCGACCAACUCGUGGGGAGCGUAGAAUAAUUAGCGACAUAGUCGAUAAGUAUGCAAAUUCCAAAGGCAUAGGCAACAAAGAAAAUGGCGAUCUGAACCUAAUAGGCGUAAAAGAAGUCAUUGAAAAAGUAGAAAAACAAUUCCGAAAGACAAAGGACAAAGAAGAAAUUAAAAACAAAGGACUUUGCAGUGUUGAGGAAUUGCAAACGACAUUAUCAAGCUAUGUUUUCACAUUACUAGAUGUCAUAACAUACGUUGAUGAAUACGCAGGAUUAGAUACGGAUACGGAAAAGCAUUUGCUAGAACUAGCAACGCUAUUCAAACAGUAUGGUGGGCCUAAUACACAAAUAAAAUUUCAACAUUUAAAACGCCUACUGGACCAAGUAUAUUGGUGUAAAAAGUUGUGCUAUUUCGUAUUUCCAUAUCGUAAGUUCCCGAAAACCUCGAUACCGUACAAAUUGGAAAAAUCAGAAAACAAGUUUACCAGGGACGAAGUUGAGUUCAUCGUCACUGAUUACUUUUUUCCUAAACAAAUUGAAUCAGAUAAUAAUGACUGGUUUUUAAGUCAAUUAAAUAAAUAAUUAAGUAAUUAUUUAUAUAAGUAUAUUGAUAUUUAUCUGGUU